Molecule: messenger RNA, 372 nt
Organism: Musca vetustissima
Lineage: Eukaryota; Metazoa; Arthropoda; Insecta; Diptera; Muscidae
Exons: 3
Coding region: 1-372 (123 amino acids)
Source: RefSeq, a predicted model, not a curated record
AUGCAGUACCCAUAUGUUUUUGUUAUUUUGAUUUUGUUGCCCUGUUGGAGUUAUGGCCAGCCGGCAUAUUAUUAUAAUAGAGGUCAAGGUCAAGAUGGGCGUUAUAUCAGAGGACCAGUCAUAUAUCGCAACGAUGUGAUACAAGAUUUUGAAUAUGUACCCACGGUACAGGGUUACCGUUACAACUAUGUUUUAAACGAUGGCACCACGAGAGAUGAAAAUGUCCUGGUCGCCGGCACACCCGACACUCCUCAAUCGAAAUUGGAUGGCAAAAAUACCGAUCUCACUGCUGUUGGUGUUGGCGGUAGACAUCGCAUGCCAACGAAAAAUCGUAAAUUAGCUCCAGGUGCACUUAAAAGUUUAGCAGGUUAA